Messenger RNA from Schistocerca gregaria, 2174 nucleotides. RefSeq lists its product as uncharacterized. The record is from RefSeq and is a predicted model, not a curated record. Bases 247 to 2076 code for a protein of 609 amino acids. Lineage: Eukaryota; Metazoa; Arthropoda; Insecta; Orthoptera; Acrididae. The transcript is spliced from 2 exons.
AAAUUGUGGUAGAGCAGUCAACUCGUAGUAUCCAAGAGACAGUUGUCAACUAUAAACUUGCACCUUUUUAAACCCAGAGAAGUUGCAGAUUGGACGUUCCGACGCAAUAGAUCACCCCAGGAAAAUUCCGUUUAUUUGCUUUUGUGCAAAGUUCAAUUGGAAUCUAGGAACAAAAAAUUUUUUUUGGUAAACUAGCCUAAAAAUAACUUGAGCGUACAGAGACCUGCUUGAUUAGUUAGUAUAAUAAUGUCUUUGAACUAUGCGGAUGCAGUUCGUGGGAAAAUUUCUCUGAAACCGUCUUUAGUUGAAUGCCAACUUCGUGAGACAGAGGGUAACGAAGAUUCGAUACAAGUUUUUGCUGAUGAAACUUGUAAACUAAUUAACGCCAAUGGAAGUGAUACGCAUAUUGAUGAGCCAUCUGAACAGUCUUUAGAACCAUCUUUGGAAGAAGAGGUUUCUUUUUUGCCUCAGUCGCCGAUUCCGAAUGAAGAAGAACAUGGCUUGUCUGAGAGAGCAAAUGACGACAUCGUUGACGUGGCAAAGACGAGGGAACUUCCCACCACUCCACUAGCCUCUCAAGACAUCUCAGUUCAAGUUUCAUUAAUUUUCAGCAUACCGAAAAACGUGGGUAAAGUGAAUUUAGCAGGUAACUCAGAUGGCAAGAAACGUGAGGCUCAAAACGAAGAAAAAGAUAAUGACAAACCACUCAAUGACACUGAAAUACAGGAAGAAUGCAGCAACACCAUCACCGUAGAAGAUUUACUGAAGAACAUGAGCCAGCUGUGGAAAUUGGCGACUCACCUGAGGGGAAGGCAGCAGUCCGAACCUUCAGAUCUGGAAUACAUGGUAGAGUUUUUGGCAGAGGAAAAAGGGGGAGAGAACAAGACACAAAAACGUCGUGUGACGCUCAGUCGUGCAUGCGACUUAUUGACCAAUUUAUCCGGAUUCAUAUCUGGACGUGAGAAACCAAUAGUACAAAAAAAUAACGAGGAAGAUCUAGAAGAAUAUUAUGCCAAUGAUCAAGUGAGAUUGUGUUUAUCGCAGGAAUGUCAAGAGGAAGUGACAUGGGCUAACUUCUCGGACCUGGUAUUGAACAUGUAUUUACAGCUCAGACUAUUUCAGAGAGCGACCCGAUAUUUGGAGCGCUUUUGCAACUUUCCGGUUAUGAGUCGGGCCCUAGUGAAUGAAAAGCUCAACCAACAACGAAAACGUAAAUUUUCUGUUGAUAAAGUAGAUAAAUGCUUGGAUCAUUUGACCGAUUCGAUGCUCAGUAAUGACAAUUUUCCUGAAAUCCAAGCUCGCUGGAAAAAACUAUGCAAAGAUUUGGCCCAACAAGACGAACAGGUCAAAAUGGAGAAUGCAGAUAUGAGGCGCAUACUCAUGUCGCUAAUUCCAAGCAAAGAGGAUAUUAUAGAUGAAUGGAACUCUAUUUCAUCAAUCGUCGAAGCCGACAGGCGAGGUACCUCUCCUGCCACAGCUACUAAAUAUAACGAUAAUAGGCGGUCGCCAAAAUCUGAAAUCGAGAAUGAAAACGAUCGUGUCAACAACCAUCACAUUAAUACUAAUUCUUCUGCUCCCCAUCACGUGAAAUCGUCUCACUCUCAACAACAGCCAUCAGCAAAUCCUGUCGAAAAAAGACACCAACACCCAGAACACAGUUUCAAGAACCAAGCCAAAGAGCCAAAUAAUCUUGCUGAUAAUGAGUCAAACAAAAAACAUCACUACAACUCUAUCAAUGAUGCCAUCAACAGAGACUCCAUUAAUUACAAUUCUAAGAAACCCUUCAAACAUAACCCAUAUAGCCCUUUUGGCCACGAAGAUCUUAAUUCUGUCUCAUAUUCAAACUCUCUCCCUUCACCCGAUCAACACAACCAGCCAUCCUACUCAUCUAAAAAGUUAUUCAAAACAGAACCACCAGCAACUAAAAAAAAACGAAAAUCCCCUAUAUUGGAACAACAACUCCUUUUCCCUACCUUCAGACCUAUGCCACCUCUUCAAAAACUCAUCCUCACACUCGCUCUUAUAUCAAUCCUUGUCUUUUUCUUCUUUCUCCUUUUUUCAACCUAUUCGUCUUAGUGCUGUUUGCCCUCGCUGACUCUGCUUAGUCCGUUGUAUCACUCCAAUCCAAAACCGCCUUCUGCAUCUACCAAUAAAAAAAAAUCUUGCACUCUCUC